CGCUGUCACCUUCACCUUCACCUUCACCUUCAUGUGCCUGUAAUCACGCGUUCAAGGCAACAACGACCACAGUCAUCUCUGGCCUGCUCUUCGUUCCGCCUACCGUGUCACGUUGACUGCUUUCAUCGUUGCUCGACCUUUUUACAAACUCCACCCUCGCAUGGCGCAGUGUGUUUAAUCGCCAUCUUCGACUCCUUGCCUGUCGAGUAUUCAGAAUGACCAAGAAGAAGCGCCAUCAUCCCGACGUCGAGGAGGUUCUGUCGCGGCCUUGGUGUUAUUACUGCGAACGGGACUUCGACGAUCUCAAAAUCCUCAUCAAUCAUCAAAAAGCGAAACACUUCAAAUGCGAAAGAUGUGGUCGGCGGCUGAAUACCGCCGGUGGCCUGAGCGUCCAUAUGAGCCAAGUACACAAGGAGAACCUCACUGCAGUCGAUAAUGCCCUUCCUAAUCGAGCCGGUUUGGACAUUGAAAUCUUUGGCAUGGAAGGAAUCCCCGAAGACAUAGCUCAGCAACACACUCAGCGGGUUCUAACGAACUUCCAUCAAGCCCAAGCUGAUCGUCAAGGAGCUGCCGCAAAUGCCGCUCAAGGUGGCCAAAAUCCCACUGCACCAAAGAAGCCCAAGAUUGAAUCGGUAUCUGACAUCAAGAAACGGCUUGCGGAGCAUAAGGCUGCAAAGCUCGCCGCCGAAAAGGAAAAUGGUGGAAGCAGUGGGGCCUCGACUCCGGCUGCUGUAGCUCCUGCUCAAGUCCAACCACAAAGCCAGGGACCUCCGGCCGCCUCUCCAGUGUACCCUGGAUUUCAGCAACCAUAUGCAGCGCCACCUACAAAUGGUUCGUACCACCAAUCUUCUCCUUUCGCCCAACCACCAGCUGCUACUGCCUCGUAUCAAGCACCUGUCGCCUAUCCACCAGCUGGAUCUCCAUCCCAAGUUGGAGGCUAUGGCCAGGCUACCUCUCCUCAGCCAGGGCAACCAAGCUAUGGUCAAGUUCCUUCGGUAGCAUACCCUCCACAACUUUAUGCACAACCACCACAAUCAUCCUUUCAACAACAACCUUCGCCAGCUGGGUAUCCUGCUCAGCCAAGCUUCUCACCUCCGCCAUAUCAGUAUCCCGGUCAACCUUAUCCAGCGCAGGUUGGACCACCUCGCCCUUACGGUACUGUCUCACCAGUUCCUGGCUUUCCUCAGCCACCUCCAGGGCAUUUGCCACAACGUGCUCAUUCGCCGGCCGCCCAUCCCAAUUUUCCUGCGCCGGUACGUACAGGCAGUGUAAGUCUACCAAAUGCUCCAGGAUUGCCACAGAGGCCAGCUUUUGGUGCUCCGCCUGUCAGUGCUUCUCAAUUUCAUCAGAUGCAUCAAGGUCAGAUCCCUGCUUCACAAACUCCUCAUGGUGUGCCACAGUAUUCUCCACCACAAGCACCACCGGGCACGACUACACAGCUACCUCAACCACCCAGUUUGCCCGCGCCGUUCGCUGGAGACGAAUCUCUGGACGAUUUGAUCAAGGGCGCUCGAGAUCAAGCCGACGCUCAAGCCGCUGCGGCUGUUUCCGUCACCGCCACGUCGGCUCCAGCUGUUCCAACACCGCCUGUCGCUGCUCCCCCAGUCAAAGAAGAGGCUGCAGAAGAUAAAGCGACGAAGAAGGACAAAGAAAAGGAGAAACCAAAAUCAACCAGGUUGGUCUACUCUGAUAAUGAGACAAGUCCUGAAGAGAAGAUGGCAAUGAUGCCCAAGUACGCAUUUACUCCUGCACAGAAGAACAUCAUGGUCUAGACACAACAUCACUUCCACAACGUCGACUCGAUUGUCAGACUCGACACAGACCUUUCUCCGGCGCAGGUCAGUUCUGGCAAACAACAUUCCAGCUAAGUCCUCCUGAACUGGCACCCGGCUGACCAUCUUGCCACUUGUUUUGUUAUCGCUUUCUCGCCAUAAUCUUGAUUGGCGCCGAAGAGCUUUUGGAUUGAAUGGGUCUGGACAACUCCGCAUCGGCGCCCUGGUGAGUUUAUGGGUGAAAGACUUUGGGUUGGUGGAUUGCACACUGACAAAGGGACGAAACAUCACUCCUUUCGGCGUGGUGACGUAUCGGCGCAGGGGAAGAAAAAAAGGGUUCGGCUCCCAAGGGACGGUCAAGGGCAGCAUGAGCAUCUUGAUACCAAGGCUGCUUGCUUGUAAGUGCAAGACGGUUGGUGUCUCCUUCGAAUACUUCACAGUUGUCUUUCAAUGCAAAUUUCUUCCUCGGUGCUGCUGCUUCAAAUUUCCUUUUCCUUGGACCUCCUAAGCGUUGGAACCUCUCCGUAGGUGGCUCGAAAUAUGCUAUGCCCGUGUCAAGCAUGGUCUGUGACUCACGUCGAGUCGUUGGGGGCCGGAAGACAAUCUCUCUCAUCCCCAUCAGCCCAUGGAAGCCUUACUAGACUCGGUCAAAACGCUGUGCACCGCUUUCUAGGGCUUGCUAUGCCAUGCUAUGCCAUACUGUGCCAUGCUAUGCAAUCUACUGGGGGCUAUCU
Messenger RNA from Exophiala xenobiotica, 2506 nucleotides. RefSeq lists its product as uncharacterized. The coding region runs from base 216 to 1772 and encodes 518 amino acids. Gene Ontology annotation, cellular component: nucleus. NCBI's taxonomy places the organism in Eukaryota, Fungi, Ascomycota, Eurotiomycetes, Chaetothyriales, Herpotrichiellaceae. The record is from RefSeq and is a predicted model, not a curated record. The transcript has 3 exons. Gene Ontology annotation, molecular function: DNA binding.